CGUCAGGGCCGCGCCCCGCGCGACGACGCUGCUGCGCGGCCCCGCCCCCAGGCCCGACAGCCUGGGAGCUGCUGGAGUUUCCGUGCCCUGCAACCGGCGGGAGACGCGCACUGUGCAGAGGUCACCGUGGAAGGCGGCUCCCGGCUCUGGCAGGCGGCUGCCCCCAGACCCGCAGUGCUAUGCGCAGGUGCUUGCGCCCGUUCUUUAGUUAGUGAUCUUUUGGUUAGGAACGCAGGUGGACCUGCUUGUUGGCCGUUUGCAUUCCGGAGUCUGUGCCUCUGGCCGAGGCUUGUCGGAUGGUCGUAGGGCUUCCUCGUUGGUUCGGAUGCCUAGUGAUUUAGCUUACUGCAGACGCCAGCAGCAAACGCUCGCGGAGAGCGCGGUCCACUCUGCUCUGAGGGCUUUCACGGGCAGGAGCUGCUAUUUCCUCGCAUUUUCCUCGAGGAAAUGGGCACAGAGAGGUUAGUCGCGUGCUGAAGGUCACACAGCGGGCAGGUGGGCAAGUCAGGAUCUGGCUCCAGGCCUGCAGCCUUGGAGCUUGGGCCCCAGGGCGCGCCCUGCCUCUGUGGCUCUGCCUGUGGAUCGCAGUCGCAGGCUCGUUCCCUAUGGGGCCUCUAGCCUCCCAGCCUGGAGCUAAUCUUGGGAGGUGCGUGACAGUGGGCACUGGCUUUGCCGAUGUGGAGACCAGACUCCAGAGACUGUGUCACCUGGCUUGGUCUGCGCAGCCGGUGCACGCCAAGCUCGCGUGCAGACGAAGCUCCAGAGUCCUGGCUGUCAGGAGAGUUCCUCCCCGAGGACACACAUGCAACCUUCUGGACCUCCAGGCUUCAGACUUUCAAAACUCCCAUAUAUAGGAAAGCCCCCAGGACGCAGCCAGCAGCUUGGGUCAUGGGUGCACCCAUCACAGCAGUCCUGGGCGAAACAGUGAAUAGGAGCUCUGUGUCUCUGGUCGUUACAGUUGUAGUAAAUGUUCCCUGUAGUAAGAGUCCCCUUCGGAAGAUAUUUGCCGUAUUUUCAACAAAAGACUCUCCAGGAUUAAUGAGCGACUACAAGUCAGGAAGGAAAAGGCUGACAAUCCAGGUUUUUUAAAAAACGGGCAAAGGACGUGAACAGACACUAUGCAAUGACCCAGAGUGCACACAUCAUCAUUUCGCCUGGGAAUGGGGCUCCCGAGCCCCCAGGCGGCUGAACUUGAGACUUGUCACGCCAGUGUUGGUGGAACACGGAGCAGCUAGAGGUCACCUGCUGCAGGUGGGCGUGUAACUCCACAGGGCCAAGUAGGGCCAAGCCCUUUGGAAAGCCGUAGCACAUGCAUGAGGGUCCAGAAAGUCCCAAGAGAAAGUGUGUGGAUGCACCUACCAAGGACACACCCAGAGAGGCCACAGCUGCGAUUUCAUAGUGUGGGACCACACUGGCAAAGACACACUGGCUGCUGUGGCCAUGGUUUCUGUCCCAGCCAUCUAUUUCCAUAGGAAAAGACCCGUGCCUGUAUAUUCCGCGCUUUGCGCACCUACUGGAAUUCGGAGAGAAGAACCACGAGGUGUCCAUGACUGCCCUGAGGCUCCUACAGAGGAUGAAGCGGGACUGGAUGCACACAGGCCGGCGCCCCUCGGGCCUCUGCGGAGCAGCACUCCUAGUUGCAGCCAGAAUGCAUGACUUCAGGAGGACUGUGAAGGAGGUCAUCAGUGUGGUCAAAGUGUGUGAGUCCACGCUGCGAAAGAGGCUCACGGAAUUUGAAGACACCCCCACCAGUCAGCUGACCAUAGAUGAGUUCAUGAAGAUCGACCUGGAGGAGGAGUGCGACCCCCCCUCAUACACGGCUGGGCAGAGGAAGCUGCGGAUGAAGCAGCUUGAACAAGUUCUGUCAAAAAAACUGGAGGAGGUUGAAGGUGAAAUAUCCAGUUACCAGGAUGCAAUUGAGAUUGAACUAGAAAACAGCCGGCCAAAGGCCAAGGGGGGCCUGGCCAGCCUGGCGAAAGAUGGCUCCGCUGAGGACACCGCGUCCAGCUUGUGUGGUGAGGAGGACACGGAGGAUGAGGAGCUGGAGGCCGCGGCCAGCCACCUGAACAAGGACUUAUACCGGGAGCUCCUUGGUGGCACCCCUGGCAGCUCGGAAGCAACAGGAAACCCCGAGUGGGGCGGCAGACCUCCGGCCCUUGGGUCCCUGCUGGACCCCCUCCCCACUGCGGCCAGCCUGGGCAUCUCAGAUUCGAUCCGCGAAUGCAUCUCCUCGCAGUGCAGCGACCCCAAAGAUGCUUCGGGAGACGGCGAGCUGGACCUCAGUGGCAUUGACGACCUGGAGAUUGACAGGUACAUCCUGAAUGAGUCGGAAGCCCGCGUGAAGGCCGAGCUGUGGAUGAGGGAGAACGCCGAGUACCUGCGGGAACAGAGGGAAAAAGAAGCAAGAAUAGCCAAAGAGAAGGAGCUUGGCAUCUACAAGGAGCACAAGCCCAAGAAGUCUUGCAAGCGACGGGAGCCAAUUCAGGCCAGUACCGCCAGGGAGGCCAUCGAGAAGAUGCUGGAACAGAAGAAGAUCUCCAGCAAGAUCAACUACAGCGUGCUCCGGGGCCUCAGCAGCGCCGGCGGGGGCAGCCCGCACAGGGAGGAUGCGCAGCCCGAGCAUAGCACCAGUGCCAGGAAGCUGUCACGAAGGAGAACGCCGGCCAGCAGAAGUGGGGCUGACCCUGUGACCAGUGUGGGGAAAAGGUUGAGGCCUCUGGUGUCUACGCAGCCAGCAAAGAAGGCGGCCACAGGAGAGGCUUUGCUCCCAAGCUCUCCCGCCCUCAGAGCUGAGCCUGCCAGGCCCCAGGCGGUCCUGGUGGAGAGCGGGCCUGUGUCGUACCAUGCUGAUGAGGAGGCUGACGAGGAGGAACCUGACGAGGAGGACGGGGAGCCCUGCGUCAGUGCCCUGCAGAUGAUGGGCGGCAAUGACUACGGCUGUGACGGCGAUGAAGACGAUGGCUACUGAAGCGUGGCCUCCAGGCAGGUGGCAUCCUGGCGGGGGGCCUCACGGGUCUCCUCAGCAUCAGACGGGCUUACAGGACCGCAGCAGGCAGGCCCCAGCACCAAGACUCCUGGUGACAGGUGGCACCUGCUCCACAGCCCUGUCCCCUGUGGAACUUGCCAUUGGGAUUGUGUUUCUAUCCAGCAAGGGAAACCGGACCAAGCGUCUGCUUGUGUGUGAUCAGAUGUGGGCCUGGUGUGCACAGGGCUAGGUCCCGCUGCCUGCCGUCGACUCACCCAAGGACCCUCCAAGGCCGGCAGUGUAGUGUUGCUACUGGAAGGAAACAGGCUUAGGGCAGCCCCACUGCUGGUCCACGUGUGGGAGGGCUGAGUGUGCUGGCCCUGUGACUCAGGACCAGCUCUGGAGUCUCCAGCCACCCUCCGCACCAUCCCUCCUGAGCGGUGCUCUGCACCGGUGGCCUCUGCCAGAGAGAAAGCUGGAGCCCUGCAGUUGUUUGGCGCAGCCGUGGGAGCUGAGGGUCUGGCACCUGAGAGGCAGCAGCUCUCCCGCGACCACGCUGUCUGAAGGUCCUCUGGCUCCAGCUGUGGCCCUGCAUCCAGAUACCUGCCUCCUCCAAGGCAGGCACCGCCACCCCUGCCUCCUCCAGACCCCUCCCACUGCCUGCACCGCCUGGAGCAGCAUGGGGUUCAGACUUCUGCUUCAGGGACACUUGGGUUGUGUCCCCAGGAGCCCUGCGGCUGCCCGCAGAUGAACUGAGUGCCCGACAGCUGAGACCGGCGCCCACCCGCCCUGAGCAUAACUAGGCAGUGCGGGCGUGGCCUGCAUAGUGUCCUGGUGUUGGGAGUGCCCCGUGGACAGAGCCAGAGGGCAGUGGUGCUCCCUGUCAGAGCUGGAUCAGGUCCCCCAUCCAGGCGGGAGGGCAGAGGGAGGCCCGAGAGCCUCCCCAGGGCCUGGCCUCUUCAUGGAAAGGUCCCAGUACCACCCAUAGGGGGUCUCAGCUCUGGCAUGGCUGCCCUGGAUGUGGCCAAGGAGGGGGCUUCACCCUGUGUCCCUAGGAGAGGGUGGCCUGGAGGCAGAGCUGUGCCACACUGACCCCCGGAGGCUGCAUCCUCCCCAUGGAAUGGGCUGUUGUCCUGCCCCCACUUGGCCCACAGCAGGCCAGACCCCCCAUACCCCCGCCCAGAGCUCAGCAGCCAGCCUGGGUCCUGCCAGGGCUUCUCGAAGGCUCGGGGGAAGAAUAGAUUUAGUAAAGCAGAAAGAUCUGUGGUUACUUAACAGAAA
Messenger RNA from Macaca mulatta (Rhesus monkey), 4246 nucleotides. It is a transcript of the gene BRF1, whose product is annotated as BRF1 RNA polymerase III transcription initiation factor subunit. NCBI's taxonomy places the organism in Eukaryota, Metazoa, Chordata, Mammalia, Primates, Cercopithecidae. Gene Ontology annotation, molecular function: TBP-class protein binding; RNA polymerase III type 3 promoter sequence-specific DNA binding; RNA polymerase III general transcription initiation factor activity. Gene Ontology annotation, biological process: transcription by RNA polymerase III; transcription preinitiation complex assembly; DNA-templated transcription initiation. Gene Ontology annotation, cellular component: transcription preinitiation complex; transcription factor TFIIIB complex; nucleus. The record is from RefSeq and is a predicted model, not a curated record.